GAUUUCCACUCAUCUUCCUGAUUCAAGAAAAAAAGAAGGAAAAGAAGAACAGACAGAAACUUCCCUUUGGAAAACCAGGCUUUAGCCAGGGCCUGAAGAGCACACGCUAGACCUGGAGACCCUCCCAAAGCCUAAAGGGGUCUACCGAUUUGAAAGUGGUGGGCGUGAGUACGGAAACUGCUUCGAUCAAGCCUGGACACCAACCAGCUCUGAAGCCUGUAAGCCCAGGUGUUGACAGCUGCGAGAAGCUAUUGAAGCUGGGCAGAGAGCAUCCUUCUCUGGAUUGAGAACCUCCUAUCAAACUCCUGAGCUGAGUCUGAACUCCCUCUGGUUUAAGCAAUGGAACACCCUCAACCAGGACAGCCAUCCUCUGAUGAGAGGACUCCAGAAGCAGAUACCUUCGAGAAUAACCAAGUCCUUUCAAAGUCAGAGUUGGAUCCCAAGGGCAAAGAUGUUCAAGAUACUAAGGGUGCAGUUGGAGGGGAGGAUCCAGAGAAGCAAGUCUCAUUGCUUGGCGAGGAGAAGGGUAACAUGGAAUCACCACCUCCAGAUGAUAGUCCACCACAACCAGAACCAGCCCUAGAAACCCAGGCUUCAGCAGAGGAAGUGAAAGUGGAGCUCAACCCUCAGGAGCUCCCUCAGUCUCCUUCAAGCCACCCUCAGGAGCCUGACUUUUAUUGUGUGAAGUGGAUCCCCUGGAAGGGGGAACGGACACCCAUUAUCACUCAGAGCACCAAUGGGCCUUGCCCACUGCUUGCCAUCAUGAACAUCCUCUUUCUUCAGUGGAAGGUGAAGCUAGCCCCUCAAAAGGAAAUGAUCACAUCAGAUGAACUAAUGGCACACCUAGGAGACUGCCUACUAUCCAUCAAGCCACAAGAGAAGUCAGAAGCAUUGCAACUAAAUUUUCAGCAGAAUGUGGAUGAUGCAAUGACAGUACUACCCAAACUGGCCACGGGUCUGGAUGUCAACGUGCGAUUCACAGGCGUCUCUGAUUUUGAGUAUACGCCUGAGUGCAGUGUCUUUGACCUACUUGGCAUUCCCCUCUACCAUGGUUGGCUAGUGGAUCCACAGAGCCCUGAGGCUGUGAGUGCAGUUGGCAAACUGAGUUACAAUCAAUUGGUAGAGAAGAUUAUCACCUGUAAGCAUUCAAAUGAUACCAACUUGGUGACAGAAGGCCUAAUUGCCGAGCAGUUCCUGGAAGUGACAGCAGCGCAGUUGACAUACCAUGGACUAUGUGAGCUAACAGCUGCUGCCAAGGAAGGAGAACUCAGUGUUUUUUUCCGAAACAACCAUUUUAGCACUAUGAUCAAGCAUAAGAGUCAUCUCUACCUCCUGGUCACUGAUCAGGGCUUUCUGCAGGAGGAACAGGUGGUCUGGGAGAGCCUACACAAUGUGGAUGGAGACAGCUGCUUCUGUGAUUCCGACUUCCGCCUAAGCCACUCCCUGGGCAAGGAGGCUGCUGCAGGGAGUGGGGCUCAGUCUCAGGAGACACAACGACAAGUGGAUCAGGACUAUAUGAUUGCCCUGUCCCUACAGCAACAACAGCAACAAGGCACCUUGGGUCUCAGUGAUCUGGAACUGGCCAGGCAGCUGCAGCAGGAGGAAUACCAGCAACAGCAGGUGCAGCCUAUGCCACCCCGUGCUCCAUCACCUCAGGAGAGAGGGGCUGCAUCUGGACGUCCAGCUGGAGAACGACGGCAGCGGUCAAAACAGGAGUCAGACUGUGUCCUUCUAUAGCCUCAUCCCAAGCCAAGCUACUGUGCCUAGUCUGAUGUGCCCCACUCUUCUGAGAGGCUUCUCAUGGCUACUCCAUUUGCCUGCCUGCUUGCCUCAAUCCUUCUGGGUUUUCUUAGUAGUGGGGUACUAGAGAGCAGGUAGCAGCAACUGCCAUGGCAAGAGCUGAUCAAGUCCAUGGGGCUAGUCUCAGUGUUGUCCAAGGGUUGUGCCUCCCAUAUUGUACACCCACCUGCUGCUGUCCCCUGAUUUUCCUCUCCAUUAUACAGGGAAGCAUCAAGAUGGUGGGGAGUAGGGUUCAUUCUGCCCCAUCUUUUGCUCCUUAAUACAGAGACACUAAUGAACAGACUCAGGCUCCUGGGUGAGAUUUCUUAGCCUAGAGUGUCCCUUUCUCCCCACCUCCAGUUGGCUGGACUUCUCUUGGCUGUCCCCAGGGUAUGCUUCUCAUUUUGGUUUUAGGGUUUUGUUUGGAUUUCUACCUGGCAUUUGUAAUGCCUUCUUAGAAGUUUGAAAAUAAAACUUCUUUCCUGAG
Molecule: messenger RNA, 2266 nt
Organism: Gracilinanus agilis (Agile Gracile Mouse Opossum)
Lineage: Eukaryota; Metazoa; Chordata; Mammalia; Didelphimorphia; Didelphidae
Gene: MINDY1
Product: MINDY lysine 48 deubiquitinase 1
Exons: 12
Coding region: 340-1737 (465 amino acids)
Biological process (GO): protein K48-linked deubiquitination
Cellular component (GO): cell periphery; cytosol
Molecular function (GO): K48-linked deubiquitinase activity; cysteine-type carboxypeptidase activity; cysteine-type deubiquitinase activity
Source: RefSeq, a predicted model, not a curated record